CUUUAGGCCCCCAGAGUCAUCGCACCUCCAAUCCAUAUCAAUAUCACGAUCAAGUCUCAUUUUCUGUACACACCUACUGCUCCGAGACACCGGAUUCGCCACCUCCUCGAGUCACUCUCCCCUCUCGCAAAAGUCACAGCUCCGCAAUGAGUCCGGACGUAUCCAGCAUGGCUGGACCCCACCACCACCAGUCCAACGGAGUCGUCAGCGGCGAGGCAUCUGAUGAUCGUGUCCUCGUCAUUGGAUCCAUGGCUGCUGCCCAGAGCGGACAGUACCAGCAGGCCGUGCAGGAGGCGGGCCAGGGUGGACAACGGCAGGUGGAAAUGCACAUGGCGGAUCGGUUGAAGGAGGGAGCUACUGUCUUGAGCCCCUCGACGUAUCCCUACGCCAUGGUCCUACUCCCUGCUGCUGAGGCCCAAGACGCGGAUCUGCUUUCCAUCCUCUACACAAGUCUUCGCUCUCAAGGUCAACUACUGCUCGAGCUCGUCGGUCAGGCAGACGAGGCCUCCAUCAAGCGUAGUCGUGGUGAGCUGAUCGUCAGUGGCUUCUCCAGCGUCACGAUCGAAGCUGGUGGAAAGCUCGUAGCUACCAAGCUCGAGUCAGACGGAGGCAGCGGUAGUUCUAGUGGCGCUGCUUCGUCAUCCAUCAGCCUCAGCAACGGCAGUGGCGCUUCAGCCAGCGGCUCGACAGCGAUGCCCCUCCGACGCAAGGUCCUCGGCAACGCACGCACACCAGGUACAAAGACUUCGCUGUGGGCUACAGCCCCUGCUCCUGCCCAGAUCGACCCCGAAUCUCUUCUCAGCGAGGCAGACCGUCUAGUCCCCAAGGCGGCCCGUCGCGAGGACUGCGAUCUCGAGUCUGCUCUAGCCGGAGGCAAGAAGAAGAAGGCCUGCAAGGGCUGCACAUGUGGUCUACGCGAGCUCGAGGAAGAGGAGGAGAAUGCGAGGAUGAAUGGCACUUCGAUAGUCAAGCUAGACGAGAAUGAGCAGGAUCUACCAGCAGGAUCAAAUGUGCCUGGUGCGAAGACGGAAGUGACAGAGACAGUCGUGGAUGAGAAUGGUGUGACGAGGGUGGUGAAGAGGGUGCAGGUAGAUACAAAGGGCGCUACGAGUAGUUGCGGUAGCUGUUUCCUAGGAGACGCCUUCAGAUGUAGCGGAUGUCCUUACCUCGGCAUGCCCGCAUUCAAGCCCGGAGAGCAGGUCCUCAUUCCCGAUUCGAUGGACGACGAUCUUUAGAUGACUCGUCUUGUCUCACCCUUCUCAGCGAUUCCUUGACCGCGUCUGUGCUCUCCCGCGCUCAUCGCCACUUUGUCCGUCUUUCGCAUGCUCC
Messenger RNA from Microstroma glucosiphilum, 1329 nucleotides. RefSeq names its product DUF689-domain-containing protein. Lineage: Eukaryota; Fungi; Basidiomycota; Exobasidiomycetes; Microstromatales; Microstromataceae. Gene Ontology annotation, molecular function: iron-sulfur cluster binding. The transcript has 3 exons. The record is from RefSeq and is a predicted model, not a curated record. Bases 147 to 1235 code for a protein of 362 amino acids. Gene Ontology annotation, cellular component: cytoplasm. Gene Ontology annotation, biological process: iron-sulfur cluster assembly.